GACAUGGGUGGCACUAAUAUUCUUGGCGCAUUAUCCUGGAUUUUCAAGCAACCAGUGCAUCGAGGUUACCCUCGACAGCUCUUUAUUUUGACGGAUGCCUCAGUGAAGCAUGCUGGGAAGAUUAUCGAGCUGGUGCGAAAAAAUGCUAAUUCUGCAAGAUGUUUCAGUUAUGGGCUGGGACCUAAUGCCUGCAAACGGUUGUUGCGUGGCGUUGCGAAGGUUACAGGAGGAACUGUUGAAUUUUUCAAUGAAGGUGAACGACUACAACCAAAAUUAAUGAAAUCGUUAAAGAAAGCUAUUGAGCCUGCUGUGAGUGACAUUACCAUUGAAUGGUAUCUCCCAGAUACUUUAGAAGUUCUCCUUUCUCCAAGUGACAUUGGACCUUUGUAUCCAGGUGAUCAUUUCAAUGGGUACGGUGUCAUUUAUGAUCUUUCUGGAUUUCAGAGGAAGAAGAAUGUGGUGAAGCAGCACAUCUCUAAAACAGCAAUAAAAGGGUCAACCAAUUCAAUUUUUCAGGCUCAAGAUGAGUCUUCUACAUCAGCCCUGACUGAUGGAAUCAAACCAUCUUUCCCUGUUGAAAAGAAUGACAUUGAGCAAGCCUUAAAGGAGAUUUCCCGUGAGAUUUCAAUAGAGUUUUCAGGUUCUAAUGCCGAGGAGAAUGAAAAUUGUAAAGACUCAGAGACUGAUCCAUUUAAUGACUUACGGAGGCGUAUAUCCCAUUCUUCAUACAUCCAGGAACAAUAUAAACUGACACACUGUUCCAUCUGCAGUGAUAAAGGAAUUGGGGUGCAAAAUGCACCUUCCCAUGGCUCAAGUAACAGUGACUCUACAGAGCUUGACAGGGGAACAACAUCCCUCCCAUAUGGUUUGGAAAAUAUUGCACAUCAUGGACAGAAAGGUUUGCUGCGCUGGGAAUCACCGAAAAAAGCAGCAUCUAAUUUUGAAUUAGUUGACGAUAAAGACACUGUAAGCCAUGACCAUUCUGCGGAUGAAGCAAGAAGAAAAAGAAAACUGAUAGCACAAGCAGCUUUGUCUGGCCGCAGUUUCUCUUCGCCAAAUGGUCAGCUGGAUAUGCGUCAUCUACGCAAGGCCUUGGAGAAGGUUUCCACAGACCAGAUUCUAAAUUGGUCUGUUGGGGGAAGAAUAAAUGAUAUUGGUUGUGAAUCCCAACAAUUUCAAGCUGAUGCUUUCUCCAGGAGGAACCUCAAUGAUUCCAACACCUUACUGUUCCAAAUGCCCACUCCUGACUGGGACACUUUUUUUGAUCCUGAGAAUCUUUUCUCCCCAGCGGCCCCAGAGGAUCUGGGUUUAAGUGAAGUGAAUGAUGCGCCCAUAAUGCAGUGUAAAUCAGUGAUUCAUGGCUUGAUCUGUGGGAAAUCAGUGACCUGGGAGGUAGUAGCUAACCUUUCCUCCCUCUACCAUGCACCGUCAGAACAGGAAUCAACACAAGUCAUUGAAAAUCCAUGGGAUGAGAUCCUCCAUCAGCUAACUGCACGAUCAGUCAUCAGAGACUUUGAAAAUAUGGCUGAGAAAGAGAGUGAAAUUGAAUAUGGAUCAUCUAGAAGAUAUCGCCUGAAAACCAUUCAGACAAGCAGAGCAUGUAACAGCGUGUCCAAGUACACAACCAUCAUCCCGAUAAAUGCUGCCACACAGAAAUCUUUAGCAUCGUAUGUGGAAAUACGAAGUGCAGGAAGUAAAUUCAACCAAACUCGAGGUUCUUGCUCAGGAACCAAGCGGCAGAGAAGUUAUUCUGUUGGAUUGGGCCGAAGGCACUCAAGCCAAGAUUCUGAGGACUUAGAUGAGUUGCUCGUAUCAACAGAAAAAGAAGAAAUUCCAGCUUCUCCAACCAGCAUGGGCUCUUCCUCAUCCUCCGGGUGGGAAAGACAAAGUAUCAUAGAUGGUAUAUAAUCUGCUUAUCUUCAAGGAAUGUUUUGGCAGUACUCACACUUAUUCCCUGUCAGAUCUUUACAAAAUUGAGCCACCUACUAAAAUAUUACAUGGAAAUGUUGCAAAUGCACUGAAAUUGAUUGAACACACUUGAAAACAAUGUAAAAUUUUGGUUUCUGUAAGAUCUAUGCUGUUGAUUUUAGAAUAUUUGUCUCUUUUCAUGGUCUACUAUGCUGCAGC
Molecule: messenger RNA, 2127 nt
Organism: Rhincodon typus (whale shark)
Lineage: Eukaryota; Metazoa; Chordata; Chondrichthyes; Orectolobiformes; Rhincodontidae
Product: von Willebrand factor A domain-containing protein 5B1-like
Exons: 10
Source: RefSeq, a predicted model, not a curated record